AUGUCAAAUGAACCUAGUGAAAAGCUUAAUUAUGGAACAUUUAAUGAAGAUUAUUCAAAUUCAUCUUGUAUUGUGGCUACAAAUGUAUCAGGUGGUAUAACAUUUGUGUCAUGGUAUAAUAUAAUAUUAUUGGAACAUUAUCCUACUAAUACAACAAAACUUUCAGGUCCUCGAAUUUUUGAAUUAGAUAUUGGAAAAUUACAUCAAUGUCAACUAGAAAUUUCCAAUGAAUCUAUAACUUCUAGAAAAAGGCUUCUUUCUCUUAUUCAAUCUAAAUUCAGACAAAGUAAACAUUUUACUACUUUUGAAAAAGAUUCAGAACAAACUCUUACAUCUUUAAUGUUAAAAUACAAUAUGGUUACAAAAACUGGUCAACUACACUCCCCUGCCAAAA
This is a messenger RNA of Diversispora eburnea, 394 nucleotides long. NCBI's taxonomy places the organism in Eukaryota, Fungi, Glomeromycota, Glomeromycetes, Diversisporales, Diversisporaceae. The record is from the annotation of a GenBank genome assembly.